CAACUACGCCACUGUGUCAUGUUGACAACUUGCUAUUUUUUACCUGGACGGAAGCACGUAACACCAAUUUAUUGUCCAAGAAAUGGACAAGAAAUAUGAGAAACACUGCCGAAUCUGUGUAAAAGAGACAACAAACGGUGUGUAUUUAUUUGACGCAACAAUUUCUGACAGUGAGACCUACAUUGUUGAUUUUUUACGCCAAAUAACGAAUUUGGAGAUAAGUGAAGACGAUGGCCUUACGAAUAUUUUAUGUCCUACAUGUGUUACCAAAGUUUUUGACUGUUUUGAUUUGGUCCAAAUAUGUAUUGCUUCAGAUGCUAUUCUUCGGAGUGCUAAGGACACGAAAUGUGAUUCAAAUAAGCAAAAUAGUGAUUUAAUCAAAUCAGAAGACCUAAAUUUGCCUAAAGAUAGUGAAUUUCAAUGUAGGAUUUGUAAAUUGACUUUCAGCAAUAAAACUAGCCUGAACAAACAUAAUAAAAGUACACACAAGGACGACAAUCCUUUUAAAUGUGAUCAGUGUUCACAAUCAUUUCGGAAAAAGAUGCACUUGAAUGUACAUCAACGCUCACAUACCAAAGACGAGGAUAAGAAGUUUUUUUGUAAAAGUUGUGACAAACAAUUCAUGUAUGAAUAUUUACUGAGACAGCAUGAGUACAAACACACGGAUGAGAAACCUUUUCCCUGCAGUGUCUGUAAUAGAGGGUGCCUUACUGCGGAAAGCUUAAGACGCCACAUGCGAAUCCACGAUCGAAAUUACGUAAAAAAGAAGCACUCGUGUGAAAUUUGCCACAAAGAAUUCCCCUACCCUAGUUUUCUAGCUGAACAUAUGAAAAAUCACACCGGGGAAAAACCUCACUUGUGCUCCACUUGUGGUAAGGGUUUUCGACAAAGUGGAGCCUUACAUUACCAUCAGAGGAUUCACACUGGUGAUAAAAAAUUCAGUUGUACGAUUUGUAAUGGACGUUUCAUGUCUCAAAGUGUUCUAAAAGUGCACAUGCGAAAGCACACAAAUGAAAGGCCUUACGUUUGCCAUAUCUGCGGUAUGGCGUUUAGACAAUCAACGGACAUGAAAAGUCACCAAAGAACCCACAGUGGUGACAAACCAGUACUGUGUAAUAUUUGUGGCAAGCGGAUGUCAACGACCGGCCAACUAACCAUUCAUAUCAGAUCUCACACCGGCGAAAAGCCGUUUUCUUGCUCAAAUUGCCCUAAAGCGUUCACGUCUAGGGCGAUGUUAGUCAAACACGAACGGAUUCAUACAGGAGAGAGGCCGUAUCGAUGUAAUGUUUGUGGCAAAGCGUUCAAUCAAAGCGGGACUUUAAGGACGCACAAAAAAACUCAUGAAUGUGAUAAGAAACGGAGAAAAAGUGAAAAACAAAAAGAAGUUAUCGAGGAUAAGGCCUAUCAAAGUUCGGACGCUGUGUUUUUCAAAAACGAAUUUGUCAAUUUGGAAACUGAGAUUGUUACUGACGAGUUUAUUGGUAGUAACGUCCAGGAUAUUGAAGUUAAGACGAGUGAUGGGUGUAUGAAAACUCAACUGACGCUUAUUCUGCCUGCGCCUAUACCGCUACUGCAAAAUCUGUAAUAGUAAAAAAAUAAACGCUAUUUUUCUACACCGA
Molecule: messenger RNA, 1619 nt
Organism: Tribolium castaneum (red flour beetle)
Lineage: Eukaryota; Metazoa; Arthropoda; Insecta; Coleoptera; Tenebrionidae
Product: zinc finger protein OZF-like
Exons: 4
Coding region: 83-1585 (500 amino acids)
Biological process (GO): regulation of transcription by RNA polymerase II
Cellular component (GO): nucleus
Molecular function (GO): zinc ion binding; DNA-binding transcription factor activity, RNA polymerase II-specific; RNA polymerase II cis-regulatory region sequence-specific DNA binding
Source: RefSeq, a predicted model, not a curated record